AUGGCGGCGGGCGGCGGCGGACGGAGCUGUUUCGUGCUGGGCGGCUCAGGGGAGACGGGCCGGGCGCUGCUGCGGGAGCUGCUGGCCCAGCGCGCCUUCGGCCGGGUCACGCUGAUCGGGCGGCGCCGGCUGAGCCUGGGCGAGGCGGAGGCGACCUCUCCACAGGGGCAGGCCGUGGUGGACUUCGAGCGGCUGGGCGAGCACGCCGCCGCCUUCCAGGGACACGACGUUGGCUUCUGCUGCCUGGGCACCACCAGGGCUAAGGCUGGCGCAGACGGCUUUGUCCGAGUGGAUCGGGACUACGUGGCACAGGCAGCACAGCUGGCGCGGGCAGGGGGCUGCAAGCACUUUGUCCUGCAGUCCUCCCAAGGGGCAAACGCACAGAGCCGCUUCCUCUACCUCCGUGUGAAGGGAGAAGUGGAAAACCUGGUCCAGGCUGUUGGUUUUGAUCACUGUAUCAUUCUCCGGCCAGCGGUGCUGCUGUGCAAGCGCCAGGAGUCCCGGCCCAUGGAGUGGAUAGCCCAGCAGUUCUUGAGUGCUGUGGCUUGGGUGUUCCCCACCGCUUAUUCAGUGCCUGUGGAAACGGUGGCCAGGGCUAUGGUGGCAUGUGUGCUGCAGCCAGGCGAGGGGAAGGUGAAGGUGCUGGAGAACAGGGCCAUCCAUGAGCUGGGAAAGGCAGUGAAACAGCAGGGCACGUAGAGCAGGUGGAUUGGCAGGGAGGAGCUUGGGUCACUGUUCAGUGCUCUCGGGGCUGAGGAUGGAUGCACGCACGGGAGAGGUGUGGGGAGCUGGCGUGGCUAGCAUGGAACCACAGCUACAUCCACUGCUUUGCAGAGUGGUUCAUUCUGUCAGGGGAUCAAAAACGCGGGUGCCGGCUGCUGGGUGAGGAUAAAUGAUGUGCUCUGCUACCUGGAUCCGUGACACAAAUAUGGGUAAAGAUGAUGUAAUCCAGGCCUUGAAUAAAACC
This is a messenger RNA of Cinclus cinclus, 967 nucleotides long. RefSeq names its product HIV-1 Tat interactive protein 2 (gene HTATIP2). The transcript has 5 exons. Lineage: Eukaryota; Metazoa; Chordata; Aves; Passeriformes; Cinclidae. Gene Ontology annotation, biological process: import into nucleus. Bases 1 to 699 code for a protein of 232 amino acids. The record is from RefSeq and is a predicted model, not a curated record. Gene Ontology annotation, cellular component: cytoplasm.